This is a messenger RNA of Entrophospora sp. SA101, 762 nucleotides long. NCBI's taxonomy places the organism in Eukaryota, Fungi, Glomeromycota, Glomeromycetes, Entrophosporales, Entrophosporaceae. The record is from the annotation of a GenBank genome assembly.
AUGUCACGUCAAAGUGGAAGAAGUCGUUUUAACAACAACUAUCGUAGUCGUAGUGGACGUGGUGGCGGAUUUCGUGACUCGCGAAUUUAUUAUGGCAAUAAUAACAACAAUAGUCAAGGACGUUAUUAUUUUCAAAAUAUUCCAAAUAUUCCAGCAGUAAAUUUUAAUCGUAAUGAUAAUCAUAGUUUAUCACCAAUUAAUAAUAAAAAUGGUGCUGCUGUUUACAAUGGUCAGGGUAUUAUUCUUUCGAACGAUAAUAACAACAAUGGAAACGAAGGCAUUUCUACUACAUCUUCUAAUAACGCUACCAAUAUCAACAAUUUAUCACAACAACAACUACAACAUAGGCAUAAAAAUAAUAACAAUAAUAAAUCACCACGUUGGUCUACCAACGACGAUAUAAAGCUUCUCCAAUAUAUUUGUAGUCAUUAUGAUCAAUACAAACAAAAUAACUUAAAUUUCUUUCGUAAUCUUAGUGAACACAUAAAUAUUUUCGACGCGGUUGAAGAAUUUCUUGAUUUAGAGGAAGGCUUUAAUCAACAGCAAGAUAUAUCAUCUUCAUCACCAAACAAUAAGAACAUCAAUAACGGAAAUGACAACAAUAAGAAUUAUCAUAAAAACAACAACAUCAUUGAUGAAACUAACAAUAAUAAAUGCAUUUCCGAUAAAAUUUUAACCAACGCUAACGCUGACAAUCUUACCCUUAAAAAACUUGCUCAAUCAUUAAUUAUCAACAACGACCAUUACUACCGCCACGAAUAA